CAGUCUCGGAUGGGUUCAUAGAAAGUUCACUCGCAUAUAUUAGGCAAUUCAAUCUUUCAUUCUCUGUGAGCAAACUAGUAUGAAAUGAGCUGCAUGGAGGCAGGAUAACCCAUUCGUCAUCCGAACGGGGAGAAAUGGUUUUAAAACGCGAUCUGUAAUAUUUAUAAGAACAUAUUUUCAGUACGGUGGGCUCGAGCGAGGAGCUUGUUAAGCGCACUGGACCGAGAUGUGCACGUUGGAACGUUACGGAGGUGACUGACUGGCUGACACACGAUGGAAUGUUACGGAGGUGACUGACUGGCUGACACACGUUGGAACGUUACGGAGGUGACUGACUGGCUGACACACGUUGGAACGUUACGGAGGUGACUGACUGGCUGACUGACACACGUUGGAACGUUACGGAGGUGACUGACUGUCUGACACCUUUUCGUCUCAACAACCGGACACCAGAGGAAAAUGGCAAAUCAUCAUUUGGGUCAAUUACAAGCUUUUAGCGGUGUUGUCUGUCAUAAUUCAUGACAUAGUCUGGGAAGAAGACCAAUAUUUUACGUGCCAUAAAGGGGCAGACUUUGAUGGAGUUGUGUGCACUUAUGUUCGCGAUUAUUAUCCACACCUAAAUUAUAUUUAAAGGGAUACAAUAACAGGCAGACUUUUGCGACUAAGGGAAAUCAUGUUUGAUUGUAUGGAUUUGCUAGCGGUGAGCCCAGGACAAAUGUUGGAUUUCUACACUUCGAGUCCCUCUUCGUGCAUGCUACAAGAGAAGGCACUGAAAGCGUGCUUCGGCGGGCUCGCUCAGAGAGACUGGCAACACCGCCGGAGCGCACAUUCCAUCGAGACCCAGAGCACCAGUUCUGAGGAGCUGGUCCCAAGUCCCCCGUCCCCCCUGGCCCCGCCCCGCGUCUACAAGCCCUGCUUCGUGUGCCAGGACAAGUCCUCGGGGUACCACUAUGGUGUCAGCGCCUGCGAGGGCUGCAAGGGUUUUUUCCGUAGAUCCAUCCAGAAGAACAUGGUGUACACGUGUCACCGGGACAAGAACUGCAUCAUCAACAAGGUGACCAGGAACCGCUGUCAGUACUGCCGACUCCAGAAGUGCUUUGGCGUGGGCAUGUCCAAAGAGUCUGUCCGGAACGACCGCAAUAAGAAGAAGAAGGAGAGUCCCAAGCCAGAGCUGACCGAAAACUAUGAGCUGAAUGCAGAACAAGAGGCCAUCAUAGAGAAGAUACGCAAGGCUCAUCAGGAGACCUUCCCAUCGCUCUGCCAGCUGGGGAAAUACACCACGAAGUCGAGUGCGGAACAACGCGUGAGGCUGGACCUGGGGCUGUGGGAUAAGUUCAGUGAGCUGGCUACUAAGUGCAUUAUAAAGAUUGUGGAGUUUGCCAAACGAGUGCCUGGCUUCACAGGACUCACCAUAGCUGACCAGAUCACGCUGCUUAAAGCUGCCUGCCUUGACAUACUGAUUCUACGUAUCUGUACGAGGUACACUCCGGACCAGGACACCAUGACGUUCUCAGACGGACUGACCCUGAACCGGACCCAGAUGCACAACGCAGGCUUCGGCCCGCUCACCGACCUGGUGUUCACCUUCGCCCACCAGCUGCUGCCCAUGGAGAUGGACGACACAGAGACAGGCCUGCUCAGCGCCAUCUGCCUCAUCUCUGGAGACCGGCAGGACCUGGAGGAGCCCUCUAAGGUCGACCAGCUCCAGGAGCCUCUACUGGAAGCUCUGAAGAUCUACGUGAGGAAGAGGAGGCCCAGCAAGCCACAUAUGUUCCCCAAGACCCUGAUGAAGAUCACUGACCUCCGCAGCAUCAGCGCCAAAGGUGCGGAGCGGGUCAUCUCGCUGAAGAUGGAGAUCCCUGGGUCCAUGCCUCCUCUGAUCCAGGAGAUGCUGGAGAACUCAGAGGGCCAAGACGGCCAGAGCAGCACCGAGGGCGAGGACGGCAGCAGCCCCAAGAAGGGAAUCCCUAAGGGGGGUAAACCCUGCCCUGUGUCCCCUGACCCUGACCCAGAUGCUUCAGACAGCGACGGGCCCACAGCGGCCCCCAAGGAGGAGGAGGAAGAGGACCCCUAGGUCCCCGUUGGAACUCAGGGGCCUCUCAGACUGACACUCUCUCUCUCGCUGACAUUCCUUACCAUAGUGGACCCCCCUCCUUCUCCCCUCUCCUCUCCUCCUCCCCUCAGGCCGUUGGUCCCUUAAUGAACCACCACCACCUUUGCUUGUUCUUAUGUUAUCCUUUACGUUUGUUUUUUCCUUCUCUCUCUUUAUCACUUACUUUUCCCUUCAAAAAAUGACAACACUAAAACCUAAAAGGACCAGUGGUUGGUUUGUGUAUAAUUCUACAUUUAUUGAGCUCUUAUUUUGGCGUUGUGUCUUGGGGACUAGGGUGUGAUUGGUCGAGUUGGGUUUGACCUCGCCCGGCCACGCCCACUUACUUGUUGUACACAAAGGUCAUAGGUCAUCCUCCUCAGGUCUCCUGUAUAAAUUCAUCCCUGCAUGAUGGACUCGACAAGUUUAAUAAGUAGUUUUAAUCUCUCCCUCUUUGUCGGUCUCUCUCCCUCUUUGUUGGUCUCUCUCUCUCUCUCUCUCUCUCGGUCUCUCGGUCUCUCUCUCUCUCUGUCUGUCUCUCUCCC
Oncorhynchus mykiss (rainbow trout) is the source of this 2634-nucleotide messenger RNA. RefSeq names its product retinoic acid receptor alpha-A. The record is from RefSeq and is a predicted model, not a curated record. Gene Ontology annotation, biological process: regulation of transcription by RNA polymerase II; retinoic acid receptor signaling pathway; cellular response to corticotropin-releasing hormone stimulus. Gene Ontology annotation, cellular component: transcription regulator complex; nucleus. Gene Ontology annotation, molecular function: nuclear glucocorticoid receptor binding; zinc ion binding; nuclear receptor activity. NCBI's taxonomy places the organism in Eukaryota, Metazoa, Chordata, Actinopteri, Salmoniformes, Salmonidae.